CUAUUUAAUCUUUCUCAAUAUAAGGGGAGAGAAGAAGAAAAUGAAAUAAUUACAGAGCCUCCUCCUCCGCGUUACGAAACGAAAAUUAGAUUAGAUACCCAGCGAACAGAAAGAAAUCUAAAGCUCUCCCUCUGCUCUUCCUCAUGUUUUGAUAGGAGGCAAUGGCGUUGAAGCGGGGAUUUUCAAUUUCCGGCUUGAACAAGAACCGCCGUGGUGGAUCUAGAUUGCCGAUUGUAGUCGUGAUAUUCUUCUGCGUUUUGUCUCCGUUGAUUUUCUUUGUCGGUCGAGGGCUCUAUACAACAAGCUCUUCUACUGAUCAAAAUUUGAAUGCAGUUGGUUCUGGUAAGCAGCAUUUGAAUUGGAGAGAACGGCUGGCCUUGCAACAUGUGAAAUCGAUUUUCUCAAAAGAGGUCAUUGAUGUUAUCACAUCCAGCACAGCUGAUUUGGGACCUUUGAGUCUUGAUUCUUUUAGAAAAACCAAUUUGUCUGCCUCGUGGAAAGUUAUCGGCAUAGAUUCUUCGGUCGAGGAUAAUGCUGCUUCUGAGCCAAACCAAACAGCUACAGUGGUCAAGCAGGAAGCACCUAAGGGAAAAGAAGACAACAUUUCUGAUGAUGAUUCUCGAUCUAGUGACACACCUGCAAAACUAGCUCGUAGGCAAUUGAGGGAGAAACGACGUGAAAAGCGUGCUGCGGAGUUAUUGCGCCAAGAUGAUGAAGCGAUUGCAAGGCUUGAAAGUGCCGCCAUUGAACGCUCAAAAUUAGUUGAUGGUGCUGUUUUGGGCAAAUACAGUAUAUGGAGGAAAGAAAUGGAUAAUGAGAACUCUGAUUCAACAGUACGCUUAAUGCGUGAUCAGAUGAUAAUGGCAAGGGUGUAUUUGAGUAUUGCAAAGAUGAAACGCAAGCUUGACUUGCUACAGGAACUUCAGACUCGGAUCAAAGAGAGUCAGCGUGCCCUAGGAGAUUCUUUGGCUGAUUCUGAUCUACAUCCGAGUGCGCCUGAGAAGAUAAAAGCUAUGGGCCAAGUCCUGUCAAAAGCAAGAGAGCAAUUGUAUGACUGCAAGUUGGUCACUGGAAAGCUGAGAGCAAUGCUUCAAACUGCAGAUGAACAAGUUAGGAGCUUAAAAAAACAGAGCACAUUCCUUAGUCAGCUGGCCGCCAAAACAGUUCCAAAUGGAAUCCAUUGCUUGUCUAUGCGCCUAACAAUUGAUUACUAUCUCCUUCCUCUUGAGAAGAGAAAGUUUCCUAGAAGUGAGAAUUUGGAAAAUCCAAAUCUUUACCAUUACGCUCUCUUCUCUGACAAUGUCUUGGCUGCAUCAGUUGUUGUCAACUCAACCAUCAUGAAUGCCAAGGAUUCUUCCAAACAUGUCUUUCAUCUUGUUACUGAUAAACUUAACUUCGGAGCGAUGAAUAUGUGGUUUCUACUGAAUCCUCCUGGAAAAGCUACUAUCCAUGUUGAAAAUGUAGAUGAAUUCAAGUGGCUUAAUUCCUCCUACUGCCCAGUUCUGCGUCAGCUUGAAUCUGCUGCAAUGAAAGAGUAUUACUUCAAAGCAAAUCAUCCAACUUCUCUCUCAUCUGGCUCUUCAAAUCUGAAGUAUCGGAACCCUAAGUAUCUUUCAAUGCUUAACCAUUUGAGGUUCUAUCUCCCAGAGGUCUAUCCCAAGUUGGAUAAGAUCCUGUUUCUUGAUGAUGACAUUGUUGUGCAGAAGGAUUUAACUAAAUUGUGGUCAGUGGAUCUACAUGGAAAAGUGAAUGGUGCAGUGGAAACCUGUGGUGAAAGUUUUCACCGGUUUGACAAGUACCUUAACUUUUCAAAUCCUCAUAUUGCCAAAAACUUUGAUCCAAAUGCUUGUGGGUGGGCAUAUGGGAUGAAUAUUUUUGAUCUUAAGGUGUGGAAAAAGAAGGAUAUUACAGGAAUAUACCACAAGUGGCAAAACAUGAAUGAAGAUAGGGUACUAUGGAAGCUUGGGACGUUGCCUCCAGGGCUGAUUACAUUUUAUAAUUUGACAAAUCCUCUUGAGAAGAGAUGGCAUGUGCUCGGAUUGGGUUAUAAUCCAAGCAUUGAUAGGUCAGAAAUUGAAAGUGCAGCUGUUGUACACUAUAACGGUAACAUGAAGCCUUGGCUGGAGUUAGCAAUGACUAAAUAUCGACCAUAUUGGACCAAGUACAUCAAGUAUGAUCAUCCAUACCUUCGAAACUGCAACCUAAGCGAGUGAGCUUAUAAAAUGCCAUGAAGGUACAGUCAGGUUCUCUCCCCCCCCUCCAUCUCUGUAGUUGAAGGAACAGUUAAUUGAUAUAGCUCAAGAGGAAUGUGGUUGAAUUUUCUGUGCUGCAUUUCCUUCUUCUAUCCCUGAUUGAUUAUUCUUUUCUAGUAAUUCAUUAAAUUUGUAAAGCUCUAUGUGCUUUUGAUCUGUAAAGAGAACCCUUCACAAGGCACUAAUUCUCUGUCUCUUGUGUUUCUUCGUGGCUUUGUUUAAUUUGGACAGGAGUAGUAACCGUCAUACAAAUGAGAAUUUUCUUUAUUCUGUUAACAA
Molecule: messenger RNA, 2531 nt
Organism: Populus nigra (black poplar)
Lineage: Eukaryota; Viridiplantae; Streptophyta; Magnoliopsida; Malpighiales; Salicaceae
Product: polygalacturonate 4-alpha-galacturonosyltransferase-like
Exons: 11
Coding region: 162-2213 (683 amino acids)
Molecular function (GO): polygalacturonate 4-alpha-galacturonosyltransferase activity
Source: RefSeq, a predicted model, not a curated record